Phialemonium atrogriseum is the source of this 4002-nucleotide messenger RNA. RefSeq lists its product as uncharacterized. The record is from RefSeq and is a predicted model, not a curated record. The coding region runs from base 424 to 3684 and encodes 1086 amino acids. Lineage: Eukaryota; Fungi; Ascomycota; Sordariomycetes; Cephalothecales; Cephalothecaceae. Gene Ontology annotation, molecular function: protein serine/threonine kinase activity; ATP binding. Gene Ontology annotation, biological process: protein phosphorylation; actin cortical patch assembly; actin filament organization. Gene Ontology annotation, cellular component: cytoplasm. The transcript is spliced from 3 exons.
GCCUACACUAGCUGGUUCAGGUGGACCCCAUGCUCUAGGUUGCCUGGCCCGGAUUUUAGCCGACCUGGAAGUGCGAAACACCAAGGCAAGACAUCAUAUUGGAAGCACGGGGCUCCUUGCUGGCCACCAAGACCGCCUUCGAGAGCGUCGCGAGUUAUCGACAUCGUGACCCAGUUCGUUCGAUCCCUAACCCCCUAAAAACGAGACGCCCGAGAAUGCCACCGAUGUACACCUAGCCUGGCAGUUUGUCACCGCCAGUCCCACGAUUUCCAGCCCGCCGUUCGAUGCCUUGACUUCCAACAUCCCUCGCCAACUGGGGAUCAGUCAUUUCCCUUCCGAAUUUCCAAUUCCCGAACGCUCUUCCAGGCCCAAUCUGCCUAGUCUGAAGAGCCUCCACGUACAAGCCCGAUAGACGCCGGGACCAUGGCUUCUUAUGGGCAAGCCGUUCCCGCAGCUGGGCCCCGACCUGGCCACGGCGCAGCCUACGGGGGCACUAUGCCCGUCGGCCCUCCGGGGGCGCCAGUCGGGACAUUUGUGCCGGGCACCAAGAUCCAGGUCGGCAGCCACCGCGUGGUGAUACAAAAGUACCUUUCCGAGGGUGGUUUCGCGCACGUGUACCUGGUCAAACUGAACUCGCCUGUCGACGGGACGGACCAGGCUGUGCUCAAGCGCGUCGCCGUGCCCGACAAGGACUCCCUGCGCGGCAUGCGCAUCGAGGUCGAGACCAUGAAGCGCCUGAAGGGCCACAAGCCCAUCGUCACCUACAUCGACUCGCACGCCUCGGAGCUGCGCGGCGGCGGCUACGAGGUCUUCCUGCUCAUGGAAUACUGCAACGGCGGCGGCCUGAUCGACUUCAUGAACACCCGGCUGCAGCAUCGCUUGACCGAGCCCGAAAUCCUCGGCAUCUUCGCCGACGUGGCCGAGGGCGUGGCCUGCAUGCACUACCUGAAGCCGGCCCUGCUGCACCGCGACUUGAAGGUCGAAAACGUCCUGAUCACGACGACUGGCUCGGUUAAGAAGUUCAAGCUCUGCGACUUUGGCUCGGCGGCCUCACCCCGCGCCGCCCCGACCACGGUCGCCGAGUGCCGCCUGAUGGACGAGGACGUGCAGAAACACACGACGAUGCAGUACCGGAGCCCCGAGAUGGUCGAUGUCUACCGGAAACAACCGAUUGACGAGAAGUCGGACAUAUGGGCGCUGGGAGUCCUCCUAUAUAAACUGUGCUAUUAUACAACCCCGUUUGAGGAACAAGGCCAGCUUGCCAUCCUCAACGCAAGCUACAAGUUCCCCAGUUAUCCGGCAUUCUCGGACAGGCUAAAGAAACUCAUAGCGUCGAUGCUCCGGGAAAACCAGAAGACUAGGCCGAACAUCUACCAAGUGCUUCGAGAGGCCUGUUCCAUGCAAGGGCGCGAAGUUCCCAUCAAAGAUAUCUAUUCUGGUCGGUCCCAGUCGGAGCCUCGCGGUAGCGGAAAGAUGACAGUGCCGGAGCAGAAGACCAGCUCGACGCCGGUCGUUGGAGCUGUCUUCGCCCGGCCAGCUCAACAGCAGCAGGUUAUCCCCGAAGUUGAGCGGAUGAGGAGAGGUCGGCCCCCCACAACCUCACAGCCAGCAGGACAACCGGGGAAGCCGAGUCGAUCACCGGUAAAGGUUUUGAAUGGCGAUCCGUUUGCUGCUCUGGACUCGAAGACCAGCGCGUCUGGGCCGGGAGACGAGCUGUCGUCGAGGUUUCCAACGCUCGAUCAGUUCUCGAUCCUCCUCGAGUCGCGCACCAAGUUUGACUUCGAUGACCCAGCUUCGCCACCAGCCGCACAGCAGCCAAAAGACCUGUCCCAGAGGGUCACGGAGAGGCUUGCGGACGACGCGUUCGCUCCAACGCAACCCAAGCCUACGCCUACUCCUGCAAGCCGAAGACAGUCUUCCGAGACAUCCAGGCCAAAAAUGCACCCAUCUAUUCCACCCGAGGUCCCCCUUAUGGGCCCCACCAAGUCUGCAUCCGCUCCGCCAAAGCCUGUAGAGCUGAGUCGGGCGUCAGCUAUCAUCUCAAAUUCUCCCGAACUCCAGGCAAUAUCAUCACAGACAUCGCAGCCCUUAAAGGUCGCGUAUCAACCUGCUCCAAGCAGGCCGGUCAUGGUCUCUACCGGGACCAUGACUUCUGAGCCGAGCCCUGAGCGACCAACGACAACUGCCCCGUACCAGGUGUACCGAUUCCCCAAAGCAGAUGAGCAGCGGUCCUCCAGUCUCCCGCGGCGACAGGACCCGAGCUCGUCAGACCUUCUUCGCGCAGAUACACCGAAGGCAUCUCUGUCAGGGGCAAUACCACGAGUUCCUCCUUUCCAACCCCAACCUGGGCACGCCCGCCACCCAUCCUCCUCCCGGCCGUCACUCGAGGGGGGCCGGCCUAAUAUGGACCAGAUUGAACCAAUGAUCAAAUCAAAAUCCACCACAUCAGCCCGGCCUCGACCAGCUAGUACGCAUCUGGAGUCUAACAUCGACUAUUUGCGUGAGAGGGAGGCAUUACCGAAGCCUCUAGGUUCGCUUGCCCACCCCUCGCCCAAGUAUGCGGAAAAGCAUCUGCCGGCACCGCCUGAGCCAGAUGACGAGACGAAUAUUUCCUCAAAUGUGGAAUUCCUACGCUCGAUGGAGGAUUCAGACCCGAAGAAGAAGGACAAGGGCUACCACAAGCACGGGAAACGGUCGAGUCUGACUUCUUUGGGGGCCGGAACUAAGAACAAACUGGCUGGGAAGUUUGGGGACGCCUUUAAGCGCUUUGAGGGGAGUGGACCUCCUCCGCCACGCACACCAUCUCCACUCAAGGAUCUCGAGCGGCGUGACCUCACCCCUAUAGCUGGAUCUGAGGCCACCGACGGGCGCAGCGACGACGGCCACGUACUAGAAGAGACAGACGAUAUGACGCCCGAGAUGCGUAGGGAACUUGAGCGACGUCGCCUAUCCCAGGAAGAGGCGCGUGUGGCGGCUGCGGGUGCCGAGUACCGACAAAGAGUCCAGGGCGGCUCAACGGGGCCCACGCCUCUUCCGAAGAGCAUCGGGGGCGUCUCACGCGCCGUCUCCAUACAGAACAAGGUCCAGAGCCUGCUCGAUGAGAGUAGCCGCUCGACGGUCAGUGUGACUCGUACGGCUCAGGGUUAUGGUCACUAUAUAGAUUCCUCGCCAGUUGCGAAUCGGCCGUCGACGUCUGAUAGCCGACCAGCCAUCCCGCGCAAGCCACUCGGUGCCGGACAACGGCCGGACUCGGGCGAUGCUGGCGCUCGCCGAGGCCCCCCGAUUGGGGGUGCUGGCUCUGCAGAACCUACCGGCUUAGCACGACCAAUCCCCGCAGGCGGUGCUCCGAAACCAAUGGCGCCUCCCAAACCCACACAUCUGAACAAAAACCCAGCCCCUAUUAGCAACCUCCCCGCCGGUGCCCGGGCCGGCUCGCCCCCGAAACCAAUGAUGCCGCCGAGCAGCAGCGGCGGCGGCAUAAACGCGCCCAGGGUCAGGGGGCCGGGCCCGCCGAGGGAGCAUCUCGUCGCCGUGGACCUGCCGGGGCAGCCGACGAUCGAGAUGUCUCCGGCGGAGCGGGACGAUUACAUCCGCGACUUCCAGAAGCGGUUCCCUAGCCUGACGUCGAUCGAGAUGGUGGAGCGGGAUCUGGGUGCGGAGGCAGAGGCCAAGAUAGGGAGAUAGAGGCAGUCCUUGGGCGUCCCUGCGUAUAGAAAGACUACCGGUCGGUGUUCUGUGCAUUUUGACCGCUUGGGGGGGUGGUCAGGGGUAGGCAUUGAAAUGUCUCUAGUCGAUUUCAAGCAUGCGUAUACUCAAGAUAGAUGUCUUGGUUAGAUAACACUAGGACGCAGCGAGGUAAUAUAUCACCACCUGUGACAUUGUGCAGAUGAGACCGGUGCUAUCGCUACUAGCUAUGUUGGCCGCUGGGAGGCACGAAGCUUUCCGUGUCUUGUCGUCUCAUCUCACAUCUCUCAGAUGGGAAAUAUUAAUGAUUAUUCCUGU